This is a messenger RNA of Funneliformis mosseae, 624 nucleotides long. The record is from the annotation of a GenBank genome assembly. Lineage: Eukaryota; Fungi; Glomeromycota; Glomeromycetes; Glomerales; Glomeraceae.
UCGAGGAAAGUAUGGAGUGCCGAACAACUUAAUGGAUUUUUGAAAGAGAUAAUAAACAACAUUGAUAAGCACAUAGAUACUAACACUGGGAGUCAAGAAAUGGGAAAUACCAGGUGGACCAUCCAAAAGAAUCGGAAAGCUGAGUCAAAUUCAAGGAGCUUCCAUAGAGAAUCUCGCAGACCUCUUUGGCCAAAUGGUAGCUCUGCCAGUGAGAGUGCAUCAGCACGUUCUUUACGGAAAGAUGGGAGAGAAGACUCAAAAGAAACCCAGAAUGAGCAUCAGAUUUUACACAGCUCUGGACAAUACACAAAUAUACAUCUGAGGGAAUUUUUAGGUUUGGGUUCAUCUUCAACAGUAUAUAAGGUUAAAUAUAAUGAUACUCAAGCUGAUUUAAAGUAUUAUCAAGAUAUUAACCUUAUCACAAGGCACAAAUUCUACAAUUCAGUAACGUUUAAAAGUGAAUUGGAAAGUUUUGAGGCGAAAGUAUUUCACCAAGACGAAAACACCUUAUUUGAAUAUUCACUUAUUCUUGCUGACUGGGGAACAGCAAUCCGUGAUCCUUUUAAUGAGCAGAUGCUCUAUGAAAGAACAAAUCUUGUUUGCCUCGCCUGGUAUUUUGAAUAA